AAAAAAUUGUCAGGAUGGCAGAAGAUGAUGAUGCCGCCAUGCGUCGCAAGCAUGGCAUGUUGAAGAUGUAUUAUGGGAUAGAUGAUGAUAAAUCAGCAGGUGAGAAUUCACCUGAUCCCCUCAACAUCAAUGGUGCGCACUUCCGACCUGAGACAUAUUUAGGAAAGCUUCUGAAGGAGAAGCCUCUUGCUGAAUUAAUGGAUCAGGAGACAGAAAUAUUGAAGCAGAUCAAAAGUCUUGAUAGUGACAUGCAAACUCUAGUCUACGAGAAUUACAAUAAAUUCAUCAGUGCCACAGAUACAAUCCGAAAGAUGAAAAAUGACUUCAAGAAAAUGGAAGAUGAAAUGGAUCACCUAGCAACCAACAUGGAGUCAAUAACAGAAUUUAGCGGCAAAAUAAGUGGAACUCUUCAGGAUAGGAGGGAACAAAUUACCAAAUUGUCUGGUGUCCAUAUGUUGUUGAAAAAGCUGCAGUUUUUGUUUGAGCUGCCAGCACGACUAAAGAAAUGCAUUGAAAUGGAAGCUUAUAGCCAGGCAGUCAGGUAUUACACAAAGGCUAGAAAAGUAUUGCACCAAUAUCAGCAUAUGCCUUCAUUCCAUGGUAUCCAACAAGACUGUAACAUCAUUGUGAAAGACCUCAGUCAAAAUUUACGAGACCAAUUCAGAAAUAAAGAGUCAAGCCCUAAACAGUUGGCAGAGUGUGUAGAUCUCCUGCUGCAACUGAAUGAACCUGCAGAGGAGUUGUGUGAGGAAUUCUUGUCACAUGCAAGACAAAAGAUUGAUGAAGACUUGGCUGAGCUUGAUAGGCAGGUGAGGCUGCAAUCUGGGGAGGAUGUUCCUAAACCAGAGCCCCACCCUGAGGAUAGGAGACCCUCUGAUGCAUACAUGCCCAAUGCUCCAAUGAGUGAAGAAGCUGAGGAGAGAGUUGACCAUUAUAUGGAUGUCUUGGAGUUUGUUGAUUUUGGCUGCAAUGGUUUCCUUAGCAACGUGUGCUUGGUGAUCGCCUCCUAUAACGACAUGUUCCUCAACCGUAACCAGGGAGACGACAACAUAGAUGGCAUUGCAUUAAAGAAACUGGUGAACUUCGUAAAUGAACUUAUGGAGCAAUACUUCAACUAUGUCAUGAGACGCGUGCAAUUAGAAAGAGAGACUGGGGACAAUACUAUACUGGUGCGAGCCCUAGACAGAUUUCACAGACGGUUACAGGCCAUGAACAAACUAUUGCCGGAUACCGAUUUUUCAAGAGCAGGCACUGACAUAGUAUCAAGGGCAUCCAGAGACAGGGUUAACCAUUAUUACGAGUCUCUUAAACAGCAUUUUGCAGAUUGUCUGACAGAUGUGCGGCAAAGUUUAGCUGCUCCACGAUUGGUUGGAAAACAGGAAGAUUCUACAAAGCUGUCGGAUCUCCUUGCUCUUGCCCACUCCAGCGUCCUCGAUCAAAUGAAGUCUGUUUUGGCAAAUCUACAGGCAUUUAUUGCAUCUGAUAUCACCUUUGCCAUGAAGCCUUACUUUAGAGGUCCAUUCUGUGUCCAGGAUGUGAGAGAAGGCCUAGCAGUGGCAUACAUGAAACAUAUCUGUGAUGUUUGCAAUGAAUUCUGUGAACAGACAGGAGAGAAGGGAUCUGCUCCACCAGCGUUGCUCCUAAUUCUUUCCCGAAUCUGCAUAGACUUUGAGAACUCAACCGUCAACUAUUUGCUGACCUUGACAGAUGAGCAGUUUAUGAUCACUGAUAGAUCACAGUUGACACAACUGACAGAACUAACUGAUAUAUUUAAAGACACUGCACAGAAAUUACUCAAUCAUUAUGUAAAAGUGCAGGGCCUGGCUUGUUCUCAGAUGUUGAGAAAAAGUGUUGAGACUCGUGAUUGGUUGAACACCAUCGAGCCACGGAAUGUGCGAGCUGUCAUGAAACGUGUAGUUGAAGACAUAACAGCCAUUGAUACACAGGUUGGCCAGUUAUAUGAAGAAGGUGUUCGCAAAGAGAGAAGUAGCGACUCCAGUAGGAGGACGUUUAGUUACCAUAGCGCAGCAAAACAACAGAAAAAUUGGAACUUUGCAUCUAGUUCAAUAGAUAACAGUCUAAUGAGCAACAUACAGAAACUUUUCUCAGAAAAGAUUGAAAUAUUUACCGCUGUUGAGUUCUCAAAAGUUUCCGUCCUGACUGGGAUCAUUAAAAUAAGUCUAAAGACAUUUUUGGAAUGUGUUCGUCUGCGCACAUUCGGAAAGUACGGCCUCCAGCAGAUCCAAGUAGACACACAUUACCUACAGCUGUAUUUGUGGAGAUUCGUCUCAGAUGAAAAUUUGGUCCACGUGUUAUUGGAUGAGAUAGUUAGCAGUACAAUUCAUAGAUGUAUAGAUCCACAGACCAUGGAGCCUAGCGUGGUUGAGCUGAUAUGUGAACGAGGCUAAACAGCUGUUUGAAGCAAACCAUUCCAGGAAAUGUAGACAAGAAAUAGAGAAGUCUACAGAAUAAACACAAUGCUAUAACUUAUCAUAAAGACAGUAUACUUAACUUACUUAAAGUUAACUGUAUAUUGAGAAUUUUAUAAAUGGAGAAAAGACAUCCAGAGAAAUAUGCAAAUAGACAGUUUGAGACUCUAACAAGAAAAGACAAAACAUUUUCAAAUUAAGACCAUAUAAUGGAAACUUUUACAUGUUGUACUUUCCUCCUUUUAAGACUAUUUGGUGGAAAUGAUAAUACUAUAAAUAGAACGUUAUUAUGCAGUUUAUCACACACUUUUUCAAUGAAGUAAAAAGUAAAUGAUAUAUUACUCAAGUUCUAUACUCAUUGUUUUUUCUUGAAUGUUAAGACAAAAGAUGGCAUAUUGCACAAGCCUAAUAAAUUGUAUUUUGCUUUUAGAAAAAG
Messenger RNA from Owenia fusiformis, 2865 nucleotides. The record is from the annotation of a GenBank genome assembly. NCBI's taxonomy places the organism in Eukaryota, Metazoa, Annelida, Polychaeta, Sabellida, Oweniidae.